Penicillium brasilianum is the source of this 1602-nucleotide messenger RNA. Lineage: Eukaryota; Fungi; Ascomycota; Eurotiomycetes; Eurotiales; Aspergillaceae. The record is from the annotation of a GenBank genome assembly.
AUGGCCGACAAAGAAAACGGGCGCGUCGCAUCGCGGGACCUGGGUAGGGCGUCGGCCACUGAUAUUGCGUCAACCGCCGAGAGCGAUCCGAACCAUGGCCUUCAUUUUGUUAGGCGUGGCGAAGCUUUGGCAGAAGCCUCAUCGAGCCAGGGAAGUAUCGACGGCUACGAUCCAGGUCUCAUGAGCGGCAGGACUCUCCUCACAGCGGCGGAAGAGAAAAAGCUGCUACGCAAGAUUGACUGGAGACUUAUGACUCUUUGCUCCCUUAUAUUCAUGUUCAAAAACUUGGACAGCAAUAACGCAUCAAAUGCUCGAAUCAUGAACAAGGGAACGAAUCAAAAUAUUAUGACUCAGCUCGGAAUUACAUCCAACGAGUACAAUCUCGUGACGGUUCUCUACUACGUUCCGUACAUUGUGCUAGAGGCGCCCUCGAAUCUUUUGCUGAAAAGAUUUUCGCCUUCAAAAUGGCAGUCAAGAAUUAUGAUUACUUGGGGUAUCGUUCUGAUGUGCAAUGCGGCUGUCAAAAACAAAGGUGGCUUGUAUGCGACUCGAUUCUUGUUGGGCGUGGCUGAGGCUGGCCAAUUUCCCGGAGUAAUCCUCCAGAUGACCUAUUGGUACCGUCCGGACGAGAUGUCUUUGCGACUGCUCUAUUUUUAUGUUUGCGGAAACGUCUCCGGAAUAAUUGGUGGCCUUCUUGCAUUUGCAUUCGACACUGUAUCUGGGGCCGGGGGCCUUUCCGGAUGGCAAUGGUUAUUCCUUACUGAGGGAAUUGCUACUGUCAUUUUUGGAGUUGCUAUCUGGUUUCUACUCCCGGAUUUCCCCGAGACUGCAACAUGGUUGACCGAGAGGGAGAAGAAGUUUAUCCAGGCCCGAUUACCAUCUAAUGCUCCUCGAGCCAAUGAAAAAGACUUCCAAAUACGGGAAAUCAUUGCGUCGUUGAAGGAUAUUCGGCUGUGGUUGUUUACGUUCAUCUGGGCAACCUUUACUGUGGGCACCAGCGGGGUGACUUUUUAUCAAUCCACAGUCAUUGCCAAUCUCGGCUUUACGAGCAUCGCUGCAGCUCAACUUCUAAAUAUUCCUAUCACGGUCUGCGGUCUCUUAUUCAUUGCCGCUACUGGUAUCACAGCAGAUCGUAGCCGGAUACCACGGCCGCUCUAUCCGCUCUCAUUCCUUAUUGUUAUCAUCUCCUGUUAUGGCGUAUUCGUCGCCUACCCAAGCAAUGGGGCAGUAUACGCCGUGACUCUGAUCGGAAAUGCCUUAACUGCAGGAUGGUACCCUGUUAUGUGGCCAUGGCGAGUUCAGACCACGUCUAGGGCCACAGGCUCCGCCUUCUCUAUUGGGUUUGUUAACAGCUACGGUCAGAUUGGGGGUGCCAUUGGUCCCCAGUUGUUCAGGAGCGAGUAUGCACCACACUAUACGGUACCUUUCUCCGUGGCUAUGGGUCUUGUAGGUGUUUGCGCGGUCUUGAUAUUGGUGACUUGGUGGGUGACUUGGGAUACCGAGCGUGACACGAGGCGGCUCAAGCUGGCCAAGAUUGCAGCCGAGAAGAGGGGGGAGACAAUCUUGGAGGAUGUCGUGGACAAAGACUUACAAGGCCGCUAG